Spodoptera littoralis (African cotton leafworm) is the source of this 1452-nucleotide messenger RNA. Lineage: Eukaryota; Metazoa; Arthropoda; Insecta; Lepidoptera; Noctuidae. The record is from the annotation of a GenBank genome assembly.
AUGACAAUGGACGUUCAAAAUAACUAUCAAAAUUAUAAAGAAACGUCUCCCGACUCCAAGGACACUAAUUUAAACAUUGAAAGUGCUAGAACUUCACAAAUUAAAUCCGAGAUGCAGUCAACUGUUUUGAAUCCUGGGAAAGCUUCCAAGAGAUCAUUUGAUGUGGCUUUUCUGAUGAUGCCGGAUGAAAAAGUACGACCAAAACCCCCUGAAAGACAACUUAGAGUAUCAAAGCAGCUGUUCCACCACGAAGAAUGGGAACAAGUUCCGAAGAGGAUGCCUGAUAUUUACAAGCAUAGCGAUUACUCCAGCGAUAACACGAUGGACCUCAAAGACCACGAUGACGACCGGAUUGGUGCGAACAAUAAUAUAUCGCCAAGUUUUGGGUCAGAUAUCAACAUUGACGUCGGAACAGACGAGUACCCGAGUAAAUCUAUGUAUUGUAGUGAUUCUGACAAUUCUGAGCGAUCACGAAGUCGUCCAAAUUCCAAUGAAAGUGCCGCGCGCCAGCCGAAAUUUUUGCCAGAAUAUAAGAAUAAAAUUUUCGAUGACCCUACUCUCAUUACCAUGCAGUCACGGGCAAGGUACGAAAGAUACUCUGAGAAAGCAGACAACAUGUCACCAAAAAGUGCGUUCACUAAAGUUUCAAACUUUUCAAUGAGGUCACCUAAUCCUUCGGUCAGCCCUGAUAAUCUUCUUUACCAAAACUCGGUAAGCCCGCCACUAUCUGCUGCCAGUCCACCUUCAAGCUCAUUCAACAAGACGCCAGCAUUCAAUAAUCUCCUCACUCCCGCUCAUCUGAUAAACGGCAGCAACUUUUUCAAAGGUCAGAAUGUUCCGUCUUCAUCUCCUAACUAUGUAGAGACAUCCAUGAGCCAACGACAGUCUGGAUUUAAUAAAAAUCUGGAAUAUCAAGAUAAACCUGAGACCAAAACACCACAAAUGUCACCGAAUAAAUUAAAUUUUCUGCCCUUUAGACCAGAGAUACCAUAUCUUCAAGCUGGAUCAUCUUAUCCUUUUGGGGUUCAGAAUUUCCAAUCGCCUAAUCCGGACUUUAUGAAAUUUCCUGUACCGCCGAGGGAGAAUCCGCUGAUAGCCAAUCCAGCAGCGGCCAUACUAAGUACCUUGUUGCCGCCAACAUUGGCUGCGUUUUCUCUGCCGUCGCAAAAUGUUUGUGCGAAGUGUAGCAUCAGCUUCAGGAUGACUUCUGACCUAGUUUAUCACAUGCGUACUCACCAUAAGAGUGAGUCGGCAAUCGACCCGCACAGAAGAAAACGUGAAGAGAAAUUGAAAUGUCCCGUGUGUAACGAGAGUUUUCGUGAACGACAUCACCUGACCAGACACAUGACAGCUCACCAGGACAAAGAAGGUGAUUUAGACGAGGUGCCGGCUGGCCAUAAGAAAAGUAAACAAUUUUAUCCUCACAACGGUAGCUCUCUUUUACAUAAAUAA